AACUGUCUUCCGCUUUCUGCAAUGAAUCGAGCCGAAAAGAAAGAAUGAUAACGAAAAUAACGAAACAUUUGUUUUAUUCUCUGAUUCUUCUUUCGGAUUGGUUGGAUCUCUCUCUCUCUCUCUCUGAAUCUCAAUCACAUGCUCAAUUUUUCUCUUGAUGCUUUAAAUAUAAACUACUGAUGGCGGCGGCAGAAGUGAGGACUCUGUGGCAGAGAACUGCAAAUCGAUGCUUUGUGCAGGAAGAUGCAAAAAGAGCUCCCAAGUUGGCUUGUCGCCAAUCUUCAAAUGCUACAUCAAAACAGGUUGAUGCUGGACCUGCCAAUACAGCAGAUGAAUCGGAUUGUACUGCUGUUAAUGCCACUCAUUUUAACAGCAAAUCUUCCUUUUGUCAUCCAUCAUCUGACCCUAGGUGGUGGUUGCACUCACAACCUAAUUAUGGAUAUCAAAAAGGUGUAACAAAUGAAAAGUUAAGUGCAUUGGAGGAAGAGGUAGAAACUUUGAUAGCUGGUGAUGAAAUUAAGGCAUCUAGUAAGAAUUCUCUAGCAUUUCCUGAACUAAUGGAUGUGAUGGCAAAACAUGAGACAAUGGAGAUUGAUUCUAUUGCCUGCUCGGUAACCUCCAAGCAAACAAAUGAUUUUUCCUCAGAACCAGACUAUUCUUGGAUUGAAAGUGAUAAGGCCGAACCAUGGUGGCGGAUGACAGACAAAGAUGAGUUAGCUUCCUUUGUUUCACACAAAUCACUCAACCAUAUUGAGAAUUGUGAUCUUCCUCCUCCAAAGAAGAAGCAUCUUUCUGGAUACCCUUCUAGUAUUAUUAAUAACCACUCAACUAAAUCCAGAAGUUUUCCCAGUUCGACGGCUCAUACACAGGGAAAUUUAGAUUCAGGACUGGUACAUAGGAAGCAGGGGAUUGCUGCCAAUGAAGGGCUCUUGUAUUUUGCUUCUGACAAAUCUUCAAGUUUGGACUUGCAACUUGGUUGCACUCAAAUGCUUGAGGAUGUCAAGCAGAGUCAACAGAUUUCUGAGGGAGACACCAGCAAAGCUCAAUUAUUGGAGGCAUUAUGUCACUCUCAAACACGCGCAAGGGAAGCAGAGGAAGCAGCAAAACAAGCUUAUGCAGAGAGAGAGCACAUUCUUACACUUAUUUUUAAACAGGCUUCACAACUUUUUGCUUAUAAGCAAUUGAUUAAACUGUUGCAGCUGGAAACUCUCUGCAAUCAGAUUAAGAAUAAUGAUCUGUCAACCUCGACUCUAUUUCCAGUGGAUCUUCCAUGGAUGUCGUAUGAACGUAGAAAAUCACGGAAGAGAAAGCAGACAUAUUCCAAUGGCAGGCGUGAAAGAGAAGGCAAGUCAAAUUGUGAUAUUACAACAUAUGCUGUUGCCAUUGCUUUAGGAUUAAGUCUUGUUGGAGCAGGCUUGCUAUUAGGAUGGACUGUGGGUUGGAUGUCGCCUUGUUCGUAGUUCUGUAAUAUAUUUGAAGCAUUGUUUUGCUUGUCAUAAGUUUUCAGAUCUGUCUGUAUUUUUGUAGAGUAGUUAGUACAUAAACUGUAUAUUCUGCUUUGUAAUUUUGUAUUGAAUAAAGAUUAUGUAAAUCUUUUUGUGAUGUUGAUGUUGAGAAACAGGUAUUUCUCUUAAAGUA
This is a messenger RNA of Medicago truncatula (barrel medic), 1638 nucleotides long. RefSeq lists its product as uncharacterized. Bases 180 to 1460 code for a protein of 426 amino acids. The record is from RefSeq and is a predicted model, not a curated record. Lineage: Eukaryota; Viridiplantae; Streptophyta; Magnoliopsida; Fabales; Fabaceae. The transcript is spliced from 3 exons.